Molecule: messenger RNA, 678 nt
Organism: Homarus americanus (American lobster)
Lineage: Eukaryota; Metazoa; Arthropoda; Malacostraca; Decapoda; Nephropidae
Product: cuticle protein AM1159-like
Exons: 3
Coding region: 45-452 (135 amino acids)
Cellular component (GO): chitin-based extracellular matrix
Molecular function (GO): structural constituent of chitin-based larval cuticle
Source: RefSeq, a predicted model, not a curated record
CCACCCAGACAUCACUGUCCUCGACGCCUCACCACACACCAGACAUGAAGCUCGUAGUCCUCGCCUGCCUGGCCGCCAUGGCUGUCGCCGCCCCUCAGUUCGAUAACCCGUCCCCCGUGUUGAUCCUCCGUGACGACCGUCAGGACAACGGUGACGGCAACUUCCAAUAUGCCUUCGAGGCCGACAACGGCAUCGCCGUGGAAGCCUCCGGCACCCCUGGUUCAGCUGGCCAGAGCAACAUGCAGGGCUCUAUCAGGUUCUUCUACCCUGACGGCACCCAAGAAGACCUCCGCUUCACCGCUGACGAAUUCGGCUACCAGCCCCAGUCAGCCCUGUUGCCCACGCCCCACCCACUCCCUGCCCACGCCCUAGAGCAGCUCCGCAUCGCCGAGGAGCAGCGUGCUACCGGCAUCACCUUUGAUCAACGUGGGUUCAGAGUGAACAGAAAGUAAACGCAUUAUGAGGUUCACUGUUUCCCUCACCCACUCAUCGACCUCACUACUGGGCAGAUCAGCGUCUGAAGAACAGCGUCACUCCGCCAUUAUCUCCAAACAUGACGAGGACGUCCGACCUACUCCGACACAAUCACCUUCACUCAUUAUUACUCCAGUGUUCUGUGUUGGAGAACACAACGUGUAUAAUACAUUAUCAUUCACUCUAAUAAAGUUGGAUAAUUAA